ACAGAGGAACGAGGCAACACUGGAUCCACGAGGGCUCUCCUGUUCACAUUCGUUCGCUCUCUGACGUGCUUUUCUUUUUGUUAUUAAUUUCAGUUGUAGUAGUGUAAUAUUGUCAGGGGGAUACAUAUUUAAAUUAAUGCUCGUCAUUCCUGAAGAGUGGACCUGUUGCUGUUGUUCAUCGUGGCUUGUUGUCACUUCCAUUUUUGGGAUUUUUUUUUUUUUGCCCACACAAAGACGGUAGCUCAAAAGAACCUGAACAACGUGACUGAGCUGAGGUGGAGAAAGAAGCAGAGCACAGCUGAGGUAUGGCCGCCAUCCGGAAGAAGCUGGUGAUUGUGGGAGAUGGAGCGUGCGGGAAGACCUGUCUCCUCAUCGUCUUCAGUAAAGACCAGUUCCCAGAGGUGUAUGUGCCCACUGUCUUUGAGAACUACAUCGCUGACAUUGAAGUGGACGGCAAGCAGGUGGAGCUGGCGCUGUGGGACACGGCAGGCCAAGAGGACUACGACAGGCUGAGGCCCCUCUCCUACCCAGACACAGACGUCAUCCUCAUGUGCUUCUCCAUCGACAGCCCCGACAGUUUAGAGAAUAUUCCAGAAAAGUGGACGCCUGAGGUGAAACACUUCUGCCCCAACGUUCCUAUCAUCCUCGUGGGGAACAAGAAAGACCUGAGGAACGAUGAGCACACGCGACGGGAGCUGGCUAAGAUGAAGCAGGAACCAGUGAAGCCCGAGGAGGGUCGUGACAUGGCCAACCGCAUCAGCGCCUUCGGCUACCUGGAGUGCUCGGCCAAGACCAAGGACGGCGUGCGGGACGUGUUCGAGAUGGCCACCAGGGCGGCGCUACAGGUGCGCAAGCGCAAGAGGAGGGGUGGAUGCCUCCUGUUGUGAGGAGGGAGAGGAGGGGGAAUGCAACCCCACACCCUCUGCUCACCUCCCCAGCCCCUCAAUAUAUACCCUCCUCUCCACCACAUCCAUGCACCGCCAACUGACCAAGAAGAAAUUUUAAAAAGAAAACAAGAAAAAGAAGAAACGUAGGAGUGGUCUUUACCAAACUGCAUCUUUGUACUGUAUCUCACAUUUCACGCCAACAAGAGAAGGACCAUGAGCGCAAGUGCAAGAAAAAAAAAGUAAACAUGCAUUUGUAAAAUAAAAAAGCAGGGCUAGAUUGGCCUGUAACACAGAUUAGGUAUUGAAUUUUCCUCUUUUUUGCCUUGAUUUAUUUCUCUCUGUCAGCACAAUGGGUAUUUGUGUUUUUAUGUUUGUUACUUGGUGUGCAGUAAGGAAAAGAUAGCUGGUGUAUCUGUCUGUACUCUGAUCUUUCCUCCUUGUCCUUGUGAAAUAUGGACUUUCCUUCCCACACAGGCCAAAGGACCUCUCCCACCUAUCACACGCUCAGCUGAUAUAAAAACAGCUCAACGUUAUGGAGUUCAGUUGUCGUCAUACUAUUUCAGUCUCAGAGUUGAUUAUUAGAAUCAGUGCCUUUUGUGUGCACAUGUUGAAGCAUCUUUUUUUACUCAAGGAUAUCAGCCUUUUUUCACAUACUUUUGUUCACUGGUAGUUUAGCCGGGCUUUUUCCUUUUUCUUCUCCACACAAUAGUGCACUCGGUUGGUGCCACGGACAUGGGCUACGUCGGCCUGCCGGAAAAGUCACAUUGGAUCCUAUCUUAGCCAGGCGACGGCAGACUUAAAAAAAAAAAGCAACAUUUCUUUUCAUCUUUUGAACUCUGAAUAUUUAGGCCCCCGCUCAAAGUGAAGGCCAGGUUGAGGUCUAAUGUUCCCAGAGUGGAGAAACCGAGAGCGUUUGUCAGAUAGAUGCAGAAACUGUGUGGAUGACUGAACUUCUCCUGAUUAGCCGUGCCCCAGUCCGACGCCGCCCGCCUCCUUGCCGCCCCUCCGGUAACCCCUGUGCUGCUGAAGCGCAGGCAGGGCCUUGAGAGCUGCUCUUGUUCUCAGCCCCUGGCUUGGCUUAGUCACAUGAAACUACUAUGCAGAGAGGCCAAACAUCAGCAAUCGCUACUAAACAGAGUUCAAGUGGCCUCGGAGAGUUUAACUCCUGUGUCACCGUAACCUCACAGGUUUAAAGAAUGUCCAUGUUUGGGUUCCAGAGCUGGACGGGUGAGGUCAGGACUGGUAGAGCCUGUCCCUUUGGCAUGGGAGCCUUUCUCAAGCCCCUAUCCCUAACACAUGGGCAUUCAGGGCUUGACGGCAGGUCAGCGAGAGUCAGGUGGUGGUUGCUCAGUGCCUUCCCGAUGUGAUUGACAGGCGACCUGUGUGCCUUCUGUUCCACAGUAGAGACGAGAGACUAGAUUCCUAGAAACUAAAUUAGUACUCCGAUUCAGAUAGGUGGUCAGCAUGUUUUUCAAUUGGAAGGGCAUCGCUAUGAAAGUGCAUGCUUUAUAUGAAGUGGCUUUGUAUUGGUUGAGAAUUUACUAAAUUCAAAGACAUUUCCAGAAGCUGAUAAAACUUUGUUCUGCUUUGGAUGAAAUUCCACAAAGAUGAUGAUUGGAUGCAGUUAGAUUCAGUUAAUCGGGGUCAAGAUUGGUAGAGCAAUCAGAGAACAGACCUUUACCUAGUGUAUACUCUGCCAGUUCUGUCUAGUCACUGUUUCCACAGUUUGUUUACUCAAAGAUUUAUAACACUAACAACAAAAGAAUAUUGCCCCAAGACUGUACUUCCCAUAAUGCAUUGCACGCAGUCAGCAGCAUGUAAUUGACCUCCCCAGGUAUUUAGGUUGACCUUAGCUGUUGGUUGUGCUGUGCCGUGCCAUUUGUUGAUGAAUGUGCGUCCACUGCAGCAGCAGGCGUGAUCGUAAUGAAUGGGCCCUCCGUGUCUGAUGAAUCAGCCUCCAGCAGCAUUGCGCUCUGUAAUUUACCAUAACAGUGGUGGACUCUGGACCGGACUUGGACCUGAUCCGUCCCCAGAUCCGACAGCUUCCAGAGUCAGCUAGCAUGUGGGGUCACUGCUCCAGAGUCAGCUAAUGUCCAUGUCUCUUACUCCUCAUGUACUCAAGUCUCUGUGAUAUUUCCUCAAAAGGCCAAAGGAAUGUGUGAGCGAGAAGUGGAAGAUCCCUGUGUGUGAUUGAGAACACGGAGCAGAUACCAGAAGUCUCCUCUCUCUGUCUAUCCAGUACAUGUUUCAUUCAGCCUCGAGUACCCUGAGGGGUUUCACCUCAUUGGUGUUUGGGAGAGCCGGAAUUCUCUUGAGUGCACGAGUCUUCCAGAGUAAAGCUGAUGACACUCACCAGGAACACUUCUCCUUUUGUUUUAUGUGAUUCCUAUCAGUCAGCAGUGAGGAGUGUCCCCAGGUCCCUGGAGCCAGGUUGAGAGUGUAUUAGAUUAGUGUUGUUAAAGAAGAGGUGUGUUUGUAUGAGAGGCAGAGCUUGUCACAUGAUCCCUUCUCACCAGUGGCAUGCAAUCUUUCCAAGAGAGUGGUGAUGAUUACCGGUAAGGCGUGGGAGUAAGACUUGUUCUGGUUGGCUGGGUUAGACUGUCAUUUGACCCCCCCCCCCCCCCCCCAUUCAACUACCUUUGGGUAAUAUGUGGAUGCCCUCGGAGGGUUAGGUGAGGUCUGUAAGUACUGUACCACUGGAAGCACUUAAUUUGGCAGACUUCUGCAGCUAAACAACUCCCCAACUUCUUUAAUAUACUCAAGAAUGUCCAUGUGGGUUGUGUGUAGUAUCAGAGAACAACAAAAUGCCAGUAAUUCAAUUAACUUUUUUGUUGUUUUGUUUUGUUUUGUCUUGUCUGUGGUUAACCAGUUUGAACACCAUUUAUUUUAGGGCAAGGCAUGAUGUGCAAUGUUCCACAGCUUGUUUCGCACUCACACACAGACUUCAGUAAGGACCAUAUACCACUUCCCCCACAUUUACAACUUGCCAAGGAAUUCUGGGUAGUCAGAAAGGUAAUGUGAGGGGUAAGCACACACAGGUGAACAGCACAAUACCACAACAUGUAACCACACAGCAUAAGCCCUCACAUCAGCAGAAAAGCCCCCACUACUUAUCAGCUUAAAGCAGUGGUAACAUCCCAACAGCAUGGCCUUUGGUUAUUUUAUUCUUCUCUAUGCUGGGGUUUGAACUGGCCCCCCUCAUCAGAAAUGCACUAGCUAUAACCAGACCUGUAAAACGUCAAUGUCCGCAUGAGCUCACCAUGGCCCUUCAAAGCCUCCAUCUCUACGAGGGGAACAAUUCCUGCUAAGUGUUUUUUGUGUUAUCUUCUUUUUUCUGGAAGUAUUAAGACAUAACAAUGAGCUUUGGUAUAAAUCUGAAUAAUUAUAAGGCUUUGUAAACAGAACUAGUGUUGUAGUGAAUGUUUUGAUUUAAGUGAAACCAACCAAUGUUAAUAAACUAUUUUUGAGAGAAGAAGAUUCAGCAUUA
This is a messenger RNA of Alosa sapidissima (American shad), 4374 nucleotides long. RefSeq names its product rho-related GTP-binding protein RhoA-D-like. Gene Ontology annotation, cellular component: neuron projection. The record is from RefSeq and is a predicted model, not a curated record. Gene Ontology annotation, biological process: small GTPase-mediated signal transduction. Gene Ontology annotation, molecular function: GTPase activity; GTP binding. Bases 306 to 887 code for a protein of 193 amino acids. Lineage: Eukaryota; Metazoa; Chordata; Actinopteri; Clupeiformes; Clupeidae. The transcript has 5 exons.